AUGACACCUGAUGAGAUGUUACGUAAAAACCAGCGAGCACUCAACAAGGCUAUGCGUGAUCUAGAUCGUGAGAGACUCAAGAUGGAGCAACAAGAAAAGAAAGUUAUUGCUGAUAUAAAGAAACUGGCUAAGGAUGGCCAGAUGGAUGCAGUGAAAAUAAUGGCGAAGGACCUUGUGCGCACGCGCCGCUACGUGCGCAAGUUCAUGAUCAUGAAGGCCAACAUCCAGGCCGUGUCGCUAAAGAUACAGACGCUCAAGUCGCAGAGCAGCAUGGCACAGGCCAUGCGCGGCGUCACGCGCGCCAUGGCCUCCAUGAACCGCCAGCUCAACGUGCCGCAGAUACAGAAGAUAUUGCAGGAGUUUGAAAAGCAGUCAGAAAUAAUGGACAUGAAGGAAGAGAUGAUGAACGACUCUAUCGACGAGGCCAUGGAGGCCGACGACGACGAGGAGGAGAGCGACGCGGUGGUGUCGCAGAUCCUUGACGAGCUGGGGCUGCAGCUCAACGACCAGCUGUCGGGGCUGCCGCAGGCCACCGGCUCGCUAUCCGUCACCACGAAGACGCCGGCGGCGGCGCUGGCGGGCGCGGGGGGAGCGGGGGGCGCCGGUGCGGGUGGCGCGGGGGGUGCGGGCGGCGCGCUCAGCGACGCCGACGCCGAGCUGCAGGCGCGCCUCGACAACCUGCGCCGCGAG
Molecule: messenger RNA, 690 nt
Organism: Brenthis ino (lesser marbled fritillary)
Lineage: Eukaryota; Metazoa; Arthropoda; Insecta; Lepidoptera; Nymphalidae
Source: the annotation of a GenBank genome assembly